This is a messenger RNA of Protopolystoma xenopodis, 1017 nucleotides long. The record is from the annotation of a GenBank genome assembly. NCBI's taxonomy places the organism in Eukaryota, Metazoa, Platyhelminthes, Monogenea, Polystomatidea, Polystomatidae.
AUGCUGGACUCUACCGACUGCCAGAUCGAGUGUCUUCUAUCGGCCUUAACGACUUGGCUUGUCAAUUCUCCUGUCGAGCUAUCCUUCUGGCGCCGCAUAGUCAAGCUGGGUCGCCUUUGUCAGCGUCAUCUCUGGUUUCCGGGACUCUUUCACAGUUCGGCAUCCCUUCCCCCAACCAUGGUCCGUCCACUUACAGCUGAGCAAUCGGUCACAUUCGCUUCAGUCUCACCCUCACCGGCAGCCACUGCUCUGUCGGCAUCAUCCGCCCCCAUCUCUACCUCCGUCUCCUCAAUGGCUCCCACCUCAGCUGGCAGCACAGUCGAGCCCGACUCACCGAGUGGCAUUCGGCAGGGCCGGUCUCUCCCGUCCUGCGGACGACUCGUGACGACGACCACCGGCACUAUAGCCAAUGCCAACUCAAGCUCUGGGCUGCGCUGGCGGGGCCCUCACAAUUCAUCGUCGUCCUGUCGGGAAUGCUCUGAGCUAGGCUUAGCGACCCACUCUUGUCAUCCUCUUGGAGUGCGGACUCGUGAACGUUCCAGCAUAGCUUUUCGCCUGCCUCCUCAUCUUUCUGUCUGUUCUCCCUCCACUUCUGCAUCAUCGCGGCGGGUGGUUCCAGGCUGUCUCAGUCGGAUCACUAACUUUCUCGCCGCAGGUCGGGACAAUUUUAGUUUUCGUCUGCGUCUUGUUACGGAUUUAGAACAUAAUUUCAAUUGCACAGAUAAUCACAGCAAAAAAACAUUUACUGCUACUUCCAAAGCUUCUUCAGUAUCCUCGUCUGGAGUAGAAUCUGACACUCAAUACAGUAAUUCUAUUGGUGUCAGCCUUUUCAACUCAGAUCGUCUUCCUAGGGUUGCUCUCUUCUUAUCUAUUCAUCCUCGACUGCCCACUCUGCAAGUGGGAAUUUGUGAUGCCUCCUGUACUAUCGAGUCAACUCAGCCUAAUCCAAAGUCUUAUUCUAGCAGGCUUGAAAAUCAGCAACCUGGAGCUGGUAAAUCCAUCACAGAUCGACUCUAA